Cyclopterus lumpus (lumpfish) is the source of this 1238-nucleotide messenger RNA. RefSeq lists its product as uncharacterized. NCBI's taxonomy places the organism in Eukaryota, Metazoa, Chordata, Actinopteri, Perciformes, Cyclopteridae. The transcript has 8 exons. Gene Ontology annotation, molecular function: protein binding. The record is from RefSeq and is a predicted model, not a curated record. The coding region runs from base 262 to 1200 and encodes 312 amino acids.
UGGACGCAAACUCGCCUUUCACAAUAUUUGUUUUUAGGCUGUUUUUAUGUAUUUAAAGACUCUUUCCUAUUUGCCUCAUGGGUCGGAACCUUUCUGUCCGGAACUAUUAACACUGUAUACUGUAUUAGUCGUGCAAUUUAUAAGUAAGGACUGCGCAACUGCGGUUUAAAUUAAACCGUGCACGAGCGUCGGUCCACCCGGAGCCGUGUUGUUUGUCUCUCCCUCUGAAAUCAGGGUCUUGAUCCCACGUAUCGGGUCCGGAUGGAGAUGUUCGCCUCGUUUGAUGACUCCGUGUUCCUGGAGGCGCGAGACCGAGUCCCCGUCACGUUGUCGGCUUACGACGCCAAAGUGUGUGAGCCGGAGUGGUUCUGUGAGACGUCCGCUCUCCACACGGAGGAUCCUUUGGAGAAGCAGAAGAUCUACAAGUUCAGAGGCGACCUGGCUGUGAGACGGGGACGCCAUCAGGAAGCCCUGGAUGCAUACUCCAGCUGCCAGGAGUGGAUCGCUGACAACAACCUGACCAUCCGGAGGGACGUGCUGGAGGGAAUGGCCCGGUGCUGCACCAAGCUGGGUCAGAGGGACCGGGCGCUGGACUUCGCCAACCUGCUGAGCAAAGAAGUGUCCAACACCUGUCACCUGACCAGCCUCCUGCUGCUCAAGGUCAGCAUCUACCAGCAUUUUGGGGCCGUGGGAUCAAAGAUGGCGGCGCUGCAGCGACUGUGUAGCCUGCUGCCCUUUAACCCCUGGCACUGGCACAGCCUCGGGCAGACGUGUCUGCAGCUGCUGGGAGACAACACCACAGGGUCGUGUUUCCCAGAGAGGUGUGAUUCAUCAGAAGAGCAGAAUGAUGGAGGGAGUGAGGAGGAACAGCCCAAUGACAACAGAAUCUGGCUGAAAGCGUGCACCUGUUUCAUCAGGACGAGACUCCUGUUGAGAAUCCUUCGACAGCAGCAGUCCUCCUUUGUGUUGCAGCGCACGGAAACCACUCUACGAAUGACAGAUGAGGCGUUGCAGAGACUGAGUCCCAAAGAAACUACCCUGCAGGCGCUCACCGAGGUGCUGUCGGAGGACCUCAUUCCAGACAAGAUGAGGGAGGACUACCAGGACGGGGACAGUCUGGCCAAUGUGUGUGUGCAGAGUUUCAGGGAGCGCUGGUGGAACAAGAGCCUACUGGCUGAUGGACUUGAUGCCCCUUGUUGAAGAACAUGCUGUCUGUCUGUCUGUCUGUCUGUCUGUCU